AAUGUUAUACUCACUGAGAGGUGUAUGAAAGGUGAGGGGUUAUGGAUUUCAAAACAAACUGAAAGACCAAACCAAUCAGUUUUUACUUCGUCUUCACCUUCUUAUUCCUGCUGAUUUUAUUUAGGAAUUAUAAAAUGAAUACCAGCAAUAUCACAUCAACUUUGGUGAAACAGGCCUCUUCUCUUCAAACAUUGUCGUCUCUUUGUGCGAAACGCCAAAAAUUGACUGCAGGAGCUGAUGUCGCUCAGUAUGGAAAGCGUUUCUUUUCAAGUUAUGACAACAAUACACCAUCAAAAGAAACCAGCAAUGUCAACCGAAGAGAAAAUUCAAACCCCGGUAGUGAGGCCAAGAGAUUGAAAAGUGAACCUGAAAGCUCUAAUGAGUUGCCAGAAGAACCAACUGAUUGUUGUAUGUCCGGUUGUGCUAACUGCGUGUGGAUUCAAUAUGCUGAGGAGCUGAAAAGCAAGUUUUGUUCUAGUGAUAAAGAACUUCGUGAGAUAAUAAUGAAUAAGAUAUCUGACCCGAAUAUGAAAAUGUUUCUCUCCAUGGAGUUAGAUAAUCUUUCUGAUGAAGACAAAUGGAGACCCACUACUGAUGAUAAAGUAACCAAAAAUUAAUGUUUAUCAUUUAGGUAGCUUAACAGAUCAGUCAAGUGUGAUACAUAGUUUGCCUGUUAGCAGACAUUAUUUUCUUCUCCCAUGUGCAGUACUUUACAUGGGUUUGUUAAAUAUAAUCCUUAAAUUAUUGCCUGUG
Molecule: messenger RNA, 753 nt
Organism: Frankliniella occidentalis (western flower thrips)
Lineage: Eukaryota; Metazoa; Arthropoda; Insecta; Thysanoptera; Thripidae
Exons: 2
Coding region: 135-617 (160 amino acids)
Cellular component (GO): mitochondrion
Source: RefSeq, a predicted model, not a curated record